GGUAACAAUCACCCCAAAAAAGCUGUUAAAGAAUAAACAAACCAGGAUGGAUGAGCUUGGUGGUGCGUGCUCUAAUUCUUCCAUUGAUUCUUCAUCCGAAAUUAAGGACGAUUUAAUUCAGCAAAGAAUCACCCAUAUUCGGAAGCAGCUCGAUGACACAUACAAUUUGUUCCUCAACGCAAAAGAGGCUUUGUCCUCCAUAACGUUCGAUAACCUCAGUGAAAAGCUCUCCAACGAUGCGGUGACACCUUCAGACACCACGGAAAACAUGCUUGUGGUUGGUGCCGACAAUAAAAUCGAUGUGGCGAAAUCGCUCGAAAAUCUAAACAACACUCCAAGAAGCUCCGGAACCAUCGACAAGUAUGAAGAGAUCCCUGAAUUGAACAAGUUCUUCAACGUGAUGGCUGACCUCAAGGAAGGCAUUAAGAACAUAUCGAAACACCAGGAGUCCAUAGCCAACCUGAAUGCGGACAUUGAUACCUUCAUGGAUCACGUCUCGAGCACUUCCGUUGAGGACCAGCUCGAGAACAUUUCCCUAGAAGACACCACCCAAUAAACACUUACCAUCACAGUUCGUUGUGCAGUGCAUUGCAUCGGCGUCACCGCUUCCUUGUCUACUGGAAUGUUAGUCUUCUGAACCGGGGUUCUUCCAUGAACCGUUAUAAACGUAAUUCCACAUGCUUCCAGCUGACGGCACAUAUCGAUCGUGGCACUCAAAGAUUUCUGUAGCAACCGAACCUUGAC
This is a messenger RNA of Aedes albopictus (Asian tiger mosquito), 744 nucleotides long. RefSeq lists its product as uncharacterized. Bases 47 to 556 code for a protein of 169 amino acids. The record is from RefSeq and is a predicted model, not a curated record. NCBI's taxonomy places the organism in Eukaryota, Metazoa, Arthropoda, Insecta, Diptera, Culicidae. The transcript has 2 exons.